AUGACAACCACUCGUCGAUUAAUGACAACGCAAACUGAUUAUGUGGCCUUUCAAAAAUUCAUAAAUAACAAAAUCAAUAAACAAUUACCUGGUGUAAUAUUUAUUAAUGGAUUUCAUUCAGAAAUGCAAAACUCUCGGAAAAUUAAUCAUUUAACAAAAUUUUGUCAAGAUUUUGGUUUAGAUUUUUUAACAUUUGAUCAUUACGCUCAUGGAUUAUCUACUGGUUCAUUUUUAAACGAUCUUGAUGGUCAUGUUACUAUAGGAAAAUGGUUUAAUGAUUUAUGUUUACUUAUGAAACAAGAAACUUGUGGUCCUCAAAUUUUAGUUGGUUCUAGUAUGGGUGCUUGGUUAGCUUUAUUAGUAUUAUUAAAAAGAAAUGAUUUAAGAAAUAGAAUAAAUGGAAUUAUUGGUGUAGCUUCUUCAAUUAACUUCACUGAAAAAAUUUGGAAAGAAGUUGAAGACCUUGGACUAUUGACAAAUUUGUCAAAAUAUACUCCUACAGAGAUCAUAUAUAAUCGACCAUCAAAAUAUUCCAAAUCUGGAAGUUAUCCGAUUUCAUUACAUUUUCUUCAAGAAUCUCAAAAACAUUAUUUGAAUAAGGAAAUUAUAGAUGUUAAGAAUAUUUCAUGUCCCAUUACAUUUAUACAUGGACAAAAUGAUAAUGAUGUCUCAUUUAAUGAUACUUUAAAAUGGGCAAGAAUGUUGUCCCCUGAUGAAAAUGCAAGAGAAAAUUGUAAGGUUGUGUUGGUACCUGAUGGUGAUCACAGAUUGUCAAGAGAACAAGAUUUGAAAAUUUUGGAGGAUGAAGUUGCUAAAAUGUGCUUUAGAAAUAAUUCAUGA
This is a messenger RNA of Cetraspora pellucida, 840 nucleotides long. NCBI's taxonomy places the organism in Eukaryota, Fungi, Glomeromycota, Glomeromycetes, Diversisporales, Gigasporaceae. The record is from the annotation of a GenBank genome assembly.